AUGCUUCCAGGUAUUAUUAUUUCUGUAUUUCGGAAGCGUUUACGCAGAAUCGCAAAUAGAAACAAACAUGUCAAAAGACAUGAUACCGAAAAAUAUGGACAGUAUUUCGAUGAUAGAAUCGCCAUUGUCAAAAAUCAAGAGACAUUCCUGGCCCACACAAACGACUCCGUGUCCACCGUAUUGGCCUCAAAAUAAAAUUUGGCAAAUAACGCAAAAACCCAAAGUCCAGUUUAUUCAACAACCGACUUACCCUGUCAAGCCUGUUUAUCAAUCGAGUUGGCAGUCAUCGAAUCCCUGGCAACAAAGUUCUGCUUCAAAGAAUAACGACUGGCCUAUGUUGUCUAACCCUUGGGCCAUAUCAUCUACUGGAUGGUCGAAGCCUGUUACUAAUCAAUGGCCCGCAGCAUCUAUUGGAUGGUCCAAGUCAGCACAUGGAUGGCAGGCCUCGAAUUGGCAACUUUCCGACUGGCAACCAAAAGUCACUCUUCAAAAACCAGCACAAACUUACUUACCUCAAUACCAAAAGACCACUUACAAUCACGUGCCUAAAUAUCAAAAUAAUCUCAUCAAACCCGUGUCAGCACCAAUUGACUGUCCACCAUAUCAACACGAGCAUUCACCAAAAAUAGGAGUGGUUUAUGCUCCUGAGCAUAAAUAUCCAAUCCAAUCGUUUAAUAAAUAUUAUCACAACGAGCCACAAUAUGUGAAGCUCUCAAAGCCGAUUUAUCAUGCACCACCAUCAACUUAUCUCCCACCACCCUCAUACAAUCGACCAAAAAUUCCACAAAUUGAUGUAUGUGAUAAAUAAUAAAUAGAAAAAGAGAUAUAAAUUUAUUAUGUACAA
Ceratosolen solmsi marchali is the source of this 844-nucleotide messenger RNA. RefSeq lists its product as uncharacterized. NCBI's taxonomy places the organism in Eukaryota, Metazoa, Arthropoda, Insecta, Hymenoptera, Agaonidae. The transcript is spliced from 2 exons. The record is from RefSeq and is a predicted model, not a curated record. The coding region runs from base 68 to 808 and encodes 246 amino acids.